CGGCGGCGGCAGCGGACACAGGAGCAACAAUGGAUCAGCUCCAGCAAAGAUGUAGCUGGUGUUGGGAAAAGACGUCCCAUGUGAAAUGGAGGUGAUCAAGGGAGCUGAACGCUGACUGCACCGAGAUGGGGCUGCGACUCCUGGCUUGUCUUUUCAAUCUGCACACUGCGGUGAUCUAUGGGUCCCUGUCUCUGUUUGUUUCCAUUCUGCACAACGUAUUCCUCCUGUACUACGUGGACACCUUUGUCUCUAUUUACAAGAUUGAUAAACUAUCCUUUUGGAUAGGAGAGACAGUGUUUCUGAUCUGGAACAGCCUCAAUGACCCUCUGUUUGGCUGGCUGAGUGACCGGGUGUUCCUUAGCACACAGCAGCCAGGAGCAGAAAUUUCUUCCCCAGAAGUAGUUCUGAAGAGACUCAGAGCACUAAGCCACAAUGGGCCCCUCUUUGCCAUCUCUUUCCUGGCUUUCUGGGUGGCCUGGGCUCAUCCCGGUUUGCAGUUUCUUCUUUGCCUCUGCAUGUACGACAGCUUCCUCACCAUGGUUGACCUCCAUCACAACGCCUUGCUCGCAGACCUGGCCGUUUCAGCAAAAGACAGGACUAGCCUCAACUUCUACUGCUCCCUCUUCAGUGCCAUAGGCUCCCUCUCUGUCUUCAUGUCCUAUGCAGUGUGGAACAAAGAGGACUUCUUUUCCUUUCGCAUAUUUUGCGUCGUGCUGGCCCUCUGCUCCAUCGUUGGUUUUACCUUGUCCACGCGGCUGCUCCGCCAGCGUUUUCAGGCCGAUGGGAAAAGCAAGUGGGACCAAGAAUCAACCCUGAAAGAGCUGUACAUUGAGAAACUCUCCGGCCCCCAGGAGAAGAGGAUCACCCUGGCAGAGUACCUCCAGCAGCUCUCCCGGCAUCGCAACUUCCUCUGGUUUGUCUGCAUGAACCUCAUCCAGGUUUUUCACUGCCACUUUAACAGCAACUUCUUCCCUCUGUUCCUGGAACACCUGCUGUCAGACCAGAUCUCUGUCUCUACUGGAUCCUUCCUGCUUGGUGUUUCCUACAUUGCCCCCCAUCUCAACAACCUCUACUUCCUGUCCCUCUGCCGCCGCUAUGGAGUUUACGCCGUGGUGCGAGGACUCUUCUUCCUGAAGCUGGCUCUCAGUGUGGUCAUGCUCCUGGCAGGACCUGAUCAGGUGUAUCUGCUCUGCAUCUUCAUUGCCAGCAACAGGGUAUUCACAGAAGGAACUUGUAAGCUGCUCAACCUGGUCGUGACUGACUUGGUGGAUGAAGAUCUAGUCCUGAAUCGCAGGAAGCAGGCAGCCUCGGCGCUGCUGUUCGGGAUGGUGGCUCUGGUCACCAAACCAGGGCAGACCUUCGCCCCUCUGAUUGGCACCUGGCUGCUCUGCGCCUAUACAGGCUACGACAUUUUCCAGCGCAGCCCCUUGAGCAAUGUGGUGAGUGCUCAGCCGAAGCUGGAGUCUGAUGCGGCCUUGGAGCCAACUCUUCGCCAGGGCUGCUUUUACCUCCUUGUUUUUGUACCCAUCACGUGUGCACUGCUGCAGCUUGUCAGCUGGUCUCAGUUCAGCUUGCACGGGAAGCGUCUGCAGAUGGUGAAGGCCCAGCGCCAAAGCCUGACAGAAGGCCAAGCACCAGAGGUCAAAACGAUCUAGGGAUGCCUGAGCCCCCAGAGUGUUGCUGGUUCCAGGCUGGUGCAGGACAGCAGGCUCAGUGCAGGGAUGGUGGGCUGAAAAACCCUGAUGUUUGUGGUUCAACUGUGAAAUGCUGUAACACAAAUGUUUACUCAUUCCAGGGGGUGGUUGCAGGGGAAGGCACAGAAGUUCAGCAUGUGAAGGACCUGGGAUAGAUGCUUGGCCACGGGAGCAAGAACACAUUACCCUAGCAUGGCCUGGGGAGCAGAGGGCUGCUUAUCCCAGCCGAGAGGUGCUGCUUUGGUGUGUGCUGGAGAGAGCCUCUGCCCUGGGCAUGGCUCUGGGGAACCGCAGCCUCUGUGGCUGAGCAGGAGGGGGCAGCACAGGGAGUCAGAAUCAUAGAAUUGUUAGCGUUGGAAGGGACCUCAAGGAUCAUCUAGUUCCAGCCCCUUGCCGUGGGCAGGACCCUCACACUAGAUCAGUCCUUCCCUGCUAGAGCCCUGCAGCUUUGGGGAGCAGAGUGGGAGGCUCCCAAGGGACCAAGUGACAGGCUCAGUGCAGGGCUGCAUGAGCAGGAAUAAGAGGAGCCUGAAGGCUUUUCUCAGCAGCUAGUACAACCAUUCCCACAUACAGUGCUGAGGUUUUUGGACCAAAUCUACACUUAGGCAUUUCUUGUUCCCAGGACAAUACUCUGCACAGCCAGAAUCUGCUGGCAGUGCUUGUUCUGUGCUGAGGUUCCCUCCUUUGUGGCCUUGCAGAGGGAGUUGUUGCUGGGCUGGAAAAGAUAGUGGGCCUGAACUAGGCUCAAAGCCUUGAGCUGGAACAUUUCUGCUGGCAUCCUGCUGCCUGUCUUCCUUCCUUCUCUCCCCUCCACAGCCCUGUCCAACCAGUACUGUCACACAGCUGUGCAGUGAGCCCCCUCCCAUGCUGGCUGGGGCUGUGGAGAGGUCAAGGUACCAGCCCCUAAUUCAGCUGGUGGAAGUGCCUCCCUGCCCAAGGCUGUCCCAUUUGACCCAGUGAGUCAGUCUGGUGCCAUCCCCUCUUGCAGGGGGUGAGUGCAGCCUGGAGAAGACACCAGCUGUCUCUUUUGUGCCUUUGAUUCAUCUUCAGAGCCUGUCUGACAGUGCUGGGCAGUCACAGGGUUGAGAUUUUACCACUGUGGGUGAGGCAAACACCUCAGCUCCUCCAUACUUGAAAGAGUGCCCCAGGGUUUGAUGAUCUCUGGCUGCUGAGCCAUGGACCUGAGGAGAGCAAGUGGCAUGGUCUCCUUGGUUCUGUCUGGGGACAGGUGGAGUAGGUAGUCAUCAAGGGGAUCCCUCAGCUGAAGGAACAUCUCAAUCCCUGCAAUGUGUUGGGGUGCAGGCAGCUGUGCCAAAGCAGAGCUCUGCCCUGCCUGUGCCUGCAGGAGGGGCAGCACAGGCAGCAUUUGGAGGCUGCUACACACUGAGGGCCAUGCUGUUUGUUCAGUGUCAGGUUCCCUGCAGGGUCCCAGCCCACCAGCCUGCCAUCUUGCCUCAGGACACUUGCCUUCUGUCUUGAACCAAGACAUUCCUGCCACCAAGCUUCUCUAGCAGAUCAGUAAGUUAUCCUAACAAAAUGUGAGAAUGAUUCCUCAUUUCAUAAAUUAAA
Molecule: messenger RNA, 3263 nt
Organism: Dryobates pubescens (Downy woodpecker)
Lineage: Eukaryota; Metazoa; Chordata; Aves; Piciformes; Picidae
Gene: SLC68A1
Product: major facilitator superfamily domain containing 13A
Exons: 9
Coding region: 126-1655 (509 amino acids)
Source: RefSeq, a predicted model, not a curated record